CCCCAUUACGUCAGCCCCCUUUUCUUCUCCUUCCCUCCCACCGCCGCCACUUCCCUCCCACCGCCGUACCCCGCAAAACAGCCUAAUUCUUCUUCCCUCCUUAAACCUAAUCCCUGAAUAUUUGGUUUCUGCUUUUCAAUAUAAAAAGAAAAAAAAAUAACAUUUCUCCUAAAACCCUAAUUUCUGGUACCAUAAACCCUGAAGUUUUCUUCUUUACGUGGCGCCAUGGCCUCCGCCGCUGACGGUGGGGUAAACGACGUUGGGUUGGAAGCGCUCCAGAGGCUGAAAUCCACAGAACCGCCGCUCUACCUUACGAAGUCGGAGGAGCUCAAGGCGGCGGCUCGAUUGGCCUCGAAGUACUUAUUCGCUUCACUCUCUCCGUACGCUCGUAAAUCUCCAUUCAAUCAGCUAUUAGCCGGCGAAGAUUUCGAUGCCGAGCAGAUAUGGCAGCAAAUCGACCUCCAAGCUCACCCUUUGCUCUCAUCCAUCCGCCGCCGGGUCACAGAUUUCGAGAACAAUCCGGAAGAAAUCAAAAAACAAUUCAAUUUGGAUAGGGCUAGUGGAGAAGUGAAGAAUCGGAAAGUUACACGAAACGAGGUCGCCGAAACCUCGAGUGAUGAAUUGGAUGAUAUCGAUGAUAACGAUGAUGUUGAGGAGGAUGCGGAUGAAGACGACGAAGAAGAAGGGGAGGAAAACGAGGACGAUGACGAUGAUGAAAGAGAAAAUUUUAAUGGGGUGGAAGAUAAGUUUUUUAAGAUGAAGGAAUUGGAGAAGUAUUUGUUGGAAGACGAGGCGAGGGAGUAUGGACUCGAGAAGGAUAAUAAGAAUAAGAGAAAGAGAGGUAAAAUUGCAGAUAAGGACGAUGACGAAGAGGAUGAAGAUGAGGAGAGUGAAGAAGAAGAAGAGGACGACCAGAUUGCACUUAUGGCGGCGAUUGAUGGUGGAGAUGAUGCCGAACAUGCAAGAUAUGAAGACUUCUUUGGUGUUAGGAAAGUCCGGAAGAGAAACUUUAAUCAGUAUCAGUUUCGUAGAUCGGGCAAAUUGGAUAAGCAUGAACGUGACAACAAUAAUCAGGUUGUUCGUGAACCUGACAAUGACAUCGACAAUGAAGAUGACAAUGAAGAAGACAAUGAUGAAGACGAUGACGAAGACAGUGGCGAAGGCAAUCUGGUUACCAACGAGCCCGAAAGCGAAAACGACAAGCAGAAGAAACAAAGUGUGUCCACCCAUGAAAAAGAGCUCGAGAAAAAACGUGCUGAGAUAGAGAAAAUGGAGAAAGCAAACAUGGAACCAAAGACAUGGACCAUGCAGGGCGAGAUCACUGCUGCUAAAAGACCCAAAAAUAGUGCCUUGGAAGUUGAUCUUGAUUUUGAGCACAAUGUGAGACCCGCUCCGGAUAUCACACUAGAGGCCCAUGCAUCUCUUGAAGAGUUGAUUAAGAAACGUAUACUUGAGGGACGAUUUGAUGACGUUCAGAAGCCGGCUGCUUUAUCAACCAAGGCGCCAAGAGAGAGAAAGGAAUUGGAUGAGACCAAGAGCAGAAAGGGCCUUUCUGAACUUUAUGAGGAUGAGUAUGCUCAGAAGACUGGCCUCGUGUCAAACGCGUUGACUUUCUCAGAUGAACAAAAGAAAGAAGCAAGUACGCUGUUCAAGAAACUGUGCGUGAAGUUGGAUGCUCUAACUCAUUUCCAUUUCACUCCAAAACCAAUUAUCGAGGAUAUGUCCAUUCAAGCAAAUGUUCCUGCCCUAGCAAUGGAAGAGAUUGCACCUCUCGCGGUAUCUGAUGCAGCUAUGCUUGCUCCUGAAGAAGUGUUUUACGGCAAAGGAGACAUUAAAGAAGAAACUGAACUAACCAAGUCCGAUAGGAAGAAGAGAAGAGCAAAGAAGAAGAGAAAAUUCAAAGCCGAGUCUGUCAAAACGAUCGUUAUAAAGCCACAGCUUACCGCAUCAAAGAAUCCCGGCAAUGACAAAGAGGACAAAUGAGUUGCAGCUCGACAGUUUGUGUAAGAGAUUUUUCAUUGCCUUGACUCAAGAGUCGACUCUCGGUUCUUGGUUAAGCCUGAGAAUUAUCAGAGAAACAGAGGUGAAGGGGCAAAGGUUUUUCUGUAACAGUCUAGUGUGUGUGUCUUAAUUUACGUUCGCAAGUAUUGAUUAGCUAAAUCUUUUUCGGUUUGGCGGCAUUUUUGUAAUACUACGAGAAAUGGACUAAGUUAUAAUUGCCCUGCGAACAAGAUGGGCAUCAUUGUGUCCUUUACCUGAGAUAUAUCGAAUUUGAAUUUUUUUUUUUAGC
This is a messenger RNA of Erythranthe guttata (spotted monkey flower), 2290 nucleotides long. Its product is annotated as U3 small nucleolar ribonucleoprotein. Gene Ontology annotation, biological process: rRNA processing. The record is from RefSeq and is a predicted model, not a curated record. NCBI's taxonomy places the organism in Eukaryota, Viridiplantae, Streptophyta, Magnoliopsida, Lamiales, Phrymaceae. Gene Ontology annotation, cellular component: Mpp10 complex; nucleus; sno(s)RNA-containing ribonucleoprotein complex.